Actinia tenebrosa (Australian red waratah sea anemone) is the source of this 970-nucleotide messenger RNA. Its product is annotated as GPI-anchor transamidase. The record is from RefSeq and is a predicted model, not a curated record. Gene Ontology annotation, cellular component: GPI-anchor transamidase complex. Gene Ontology annotation, molecular function: GPI-anchor transamidase activity. Gene Ontology annotation, biological process: proteolysis; attachment of GPI anchor to protein. Lineage: Eukaryota; Metazoa; Cnidaria; Anthozoa; Actiniaria; Actiniidae.
CCAAGAUGGCGGCCUUCAGGUUGUUGUUUUUGUGUCUUGCAAUAUCUUUAUCAGGUUUUUCUAACGUUUUAGGAGAAGAAAGAGUACCGUUAGAUAAUGUAUUUAAAAGAGGACAUACUAAUAACUGGGCUGUCUUGGUUUGUACUUCUCGAUUCUGGUUCAACUAUCGUCAUGUUGCUAAUGUGCUGUCAGUUUAUCGUAGUGUGAAGAGACUAGGUAUUCCUGACAGUCACAUUAUCCUGAUGACAGCUGAUGAUAUGGCUUGUAAUGCUAGAAACCCAAGACCAGGGACUGUUUUUAAUAAUGUCAAUCAACACAUCAAUCUCUAUGGCGACGACGUAGAAGUUGAUUAUAGAGGAUACGAUGUAACAGCUGAAAAUUUCAUUAGAAUAUUAACAGGACGUCUGCCUGAAAGUGUUCCAAGGUCCAAGAGAUUGCUGUCUGAUGAAAGAAGCAACAUACUCAUUUAUAUGACAGGUCAUGGUGGUGAUGGAUUCAUCAAAUUCCAAGAUGCAGAAGAAAUAACAAGUGUUGAGCUUGCAGAUGCAUUUGAACAAAUGUGGCAAAAAAGAAGGUACCAUGAACUGUUCCUUAUUGUGGACAGCUGUCAAGCACACUCAAUGACUUUGAAGAUCUACUCUCCAAAUGUCGUGGGUGUUGGUAGCAGUCUCGUCGGACAAGAUUCACUCUCACAUCAUGAUGACCCAGCCAUCGGCGUACACGUGAUUGACAGGUAUACCUAUUUUCUACUACAGUUCUUAGAGAGGAUCGGACCUGCUAGUAAAGCUACUGUAGGUGAAUUGUUUGAGUAUACGUCGCCAGACCGUGUUAUGUCAACUCCUGGGGUACGUACGGACCUCUUUGAGAGAGAUGUAGAUAAGACUCUUCUCACAGAUUUCUUUGGCAGCAUUCAUGAGGUGGAGAUUUCAAAUGUUUCCAGUGUCGAUCUAAAACAUGAAGUCAUUUGCAG